AUGCCUGUAAUUUCAUCCUCCCCAUCCGUUGUUGCUCUAGGCAACAGGAUGUACUGCUUCUACCAAGGUGCCGGCAGGAACUCUGGCGGACUUUGGUAUGCAGUUUGGACUGGGCAGUACUGGGAAAAUGAACAGCAGGUCCCUGGAACAACUCUAACAGCCGGACCAUCAGCCGUUGUUUUCAACAACAAAAUCUAUUGCUUUCACCAAAGCGGCAGUGGUAAUGGCGAGCUUUGGUAUAAUGUUUUCAAUGGGGGACUUUGGGAAGGCGACAAGCAAGCCCCUGGGAUAACCCUAUCAGCCGGGCCAUCAGCGGUCGUUUUCAACAACAAAAUCUAUUGCUUUCACCAAAGCAGUGGUGAUACUGGCAAUCUUUUGUAUAACGUUUUAGAUGGGGACCACUGGGAGGACGAACAAGUAGUCCCCGACACAACCCUAUCCGCUGGGCCGUCAGCCGUCGUUUUUGGCAACUAUUUAUAUUGCUUCCAUCAAGCGAUCGGCCACAGUAGUGAGCUUUGGUAUAACAUCUUGAGUGCAGAGGGCUGGCAAGGCGAUCAGAGAGUCACUAAAACAUUCCUAUCCGCUGGGCCAUCAGCCGUCAACGUCCUCAACAAUACACUCUAUUGUUUUCACCAAGGUUACAAUGAAAAUGGCGAACUUUGGUAUAAUUUCUGGACUCAGAACGGCUGGCAAGACGAUCAAAAAAUGACUGCUUCGUCUAUGUCGGACGGGCCAUCUGCCAUUUUCUUUCAAAACGUCAUGUACUGCUUUUAUCGAGGCCAGGGGAAUUCUGGCCAACUUUUCUAUAAUACUAUGGUUAACGGACAAUGGACAGGCCAACAAGAAGUUUAG
Metarhizium robertsii ARSEF 23 is the source of this 852-nucleotide messenger RNA. RefSeq names its product 5'-nucleotidase. NCBI's taxonomy places the organism in Eukaryota, Fungi, Ascomycota, Sordariomycetes, Hypocreales, Clavicipitaceae. The coding region runs from base 1 to 852 and encodes 283 amino acids. The transcript has a single exon. The record is from RefSeq and is a predicted model, not a curated record.